Molecule: messenger RNA, 2135 nt
Organism: Daldinia caldariorum
Lineage: Eukaryota; Fungi; Ascomycota; Sordariomycetes; Xylariales; Hypoxylaceae
Product: SecY subunit domain-containing protein
Exons: 3
Coding region: 250-1680 (476 amino acids)
Biological process (GO): post-translational protein targeting to membrane, translocation; SRP-dependent cotranslational protein targeting to membrane, translocation
Cellular component (GO): Sec61 translocon complex; membrane
Molecular function (GO): signal sequence receptor activity; ribosome binding; transmembrane protein transporter activity
Source: RefSeq, a predicted model, not a curated record
GUGCUUUCCAGCUAUUGCUUAGUUGGGUUGAGGGAUCCACCUAUAGCAUAAUGGACACAUCGUUCAAUUUGGGGAAUUUUUUGAAGCCAGAUCUUUUACCCAGCGUCUUGAAUCCUUCCUCUCUUUCAACUUGGAGAGAAAUCAUCGCGACAACCUCUACGCCUAAUAAGAGGGCCUUUCGUCGCUCAAUCUACUUUCCUUUUCUUACCUUCUCCUUUAUUUUACCUCUACUUUUUAACUUAUAUCACGAUGAGCAGUUUGCGGUUUCUUGAUCUCGUUAAGCCCUUCGUGGCAUUCUUGCCCGAGGUUCAGCAGCCCGAGACCAAAGUUCCCUUCAACCAAAAGUUGAUGUGGACAGGUCUCACGCUGCUGAUCUUCUUGGUCAUGAGCCAAAUGCCUCUUUACGGUAUCGUCUCGUCCGAUACCUCUGAUCCUCUAUACUGGUUGCGAAUGAUGAUGGCGAGUAAUCGAGGAACACUUAUGGAAUUGGGUAUUACGCCAAUUAUCUCCUCUGGCAUGGUCUUCCAGCUCCUCGCUGGUACCCACAUGAUUGACGUCAACCUUGACCUCAAGUCCGAUCGCGAGCUCUACCAGACCGCCCAGAAGCUCUUUGCUUUCAUCCUCUCCGCCGGUACCGCCACUGUCUACGUCUUCACUGGUCUUUACGGCCCUCCUUCUGAUCUAGGCGCUGGUAUCGUCUUCCUCCUAAUUCUUCAGCUUGUCGUCGCUGGUAUGAUUGUCAUCCUUCUCGACGAACUUCUACAGAAGGGCUACGGUCUCGGCAGCGGUAUCUCUCUGUUCAUCGCUACCAACAUCUGCGAGUCGAUCAUGUGGAAAGCUUUCUCCCCCACUUCGAUCAACACUGGUCGUGGUCCCGAGUUUGAGGGUGCUGUUAUUGCUCUCUUCCACUUGUUGAUGACGUGGCCCAACAAGCAGCGUGCUCUGCAAGAGGCUUUCUACCGCCAGAACCUCCCCAACAUCAUGAAUCUUCUUGCUACCCUGGCCGUCUUCGCCGCCGUCAUCUACCUUCAAGGCUUCCGUGUCGAGAUCCCUGUCAAGUCUUCCCGCCAGCGAGGCGCCCGUGGUUCUUACCCGGUUCGCCUGUUCUACACCUCCAACAUGCCCAUUAUGUUGCAGUCCGCCCUUUCUUCCAACAUCUUCCUCAUUAGCCAAAUGCUGUACUCCCGCUUCUCCGAGAACCUCCUCGUCCGCAUGUUUGGUGUCUGGGAAGCAAGGGAAGGAUCUGCUCAGCUCUCUGCUGUUUCGGGUCUUGUCUACUACAUGUCCCCUCCUCUCAACUUCCGCGACGCCAUCUUGGACCCUAUUCACACCGUCGUGUACAUUACGUAUAUGCUUAGCGCCUGUGCUAUCUUCUCGAAGACCUGGAUUGAGGUGUCUGGUUCCAGCCCUCGUGACGUUGCCAAGCAGUUGAAGGACCAAGGACUUGUUAUGGCUGGUCACCGCGACCAGAGCAUGUACAAGGAGCUUAAGCGCAUCAUCCCUACCGCUGCUGCUUUCGGUGGCGCUUGCAUUGGUGCGCUCUCCGUUGCCAGCGAUCUCAUGGGUGCUCUCGGCUCCGGAACCGGUACUCUUCUUGCCGUUACGAUCAUUUAUGGUUACUUCGAAAUCGCCGCAAAAGAGGGUGAUCUCGCAGGAAUGAAAGGGAUGAUCAUGGGAUAAGUUUUAUGAUUAACCCCCUUCUAACCUUCUAAUUGACCGUUAUGACGGCACAAGGUCAGAAAUGCUAUUCUUUAGCGCUGCAUGUAAUACCAAGGGAUAACAAAAAGUUAUGAGGAUUUCCACGAGGGCGGCGGUGCUUGGAAAAUGCAUUAAUGGCGGUCUUCGGUCAUUCUCGUCAGGGUUUUUUUUCUAAUAAAAAAACCUCAUGGCGAAGAGUGUAUUAGCUUACGUAACAAUAUUAUUCAUGAAAAGUACCAUGUGUAAAUCUUUUGACCUGGUUUUCGAAGUUAACGCCAAGUAAUUUCAAAUCAUGUAUAGGUACCCCCUAUACACACAAAUGCCGACUAUGUAGUUGCAGUAUACAGCAUAGUCUAUAGAAAGUAACUGAAUACCUAUUCCACUAAGUAUUUCAUGGGUCACUGAGCAAGAUAAUUUGCCAAAUAGGUACAAGUAGC